AUGAUGGAAGAAUACCUUUCCCCCCUGGGGAAAGUCGAGAUCCGCAUCCUGGAGAGGCGGAAGAAGGAGUUCAAAAGCGAUACUCCAAGUGUGCUGCUGCGGAUUCCUGGGGGAUCAUCAUUCUUCCUUUCUGGUGCCCACUAUGCGGCGUUCGAACAUCGUGCCAUGAUGCAAAUCAUGCCGAUCCUCAUUGCGGAUUCUAGUGCCUUGAAGAAGGGCGAGGCGGGAGAGUUGAGGGCGCUGCAGGUUAGAGCAUUCCGUUAUUACGCCCUGUUCUACAAGGCGUUUUUGGGAGUGGCGGCGCACACCCGUGCCACGCUGAAAGAGGCCAAGCAACGUGCUGUUGCGCUGAUGGAGCUACUGCCCAAAGCUUUCCCGGACCAGGCGUCAAAGUGGGAAAUUCCCAAGAUCCACAUGAUCAAGCAUCUUCUCGAGAACGUGGAAGCAAGGGGGAUGCCACACCACUACAGCACGGAGAUGUGGGAGCGCACUCACAAAGGGACAGUGAAGGGUCCCGUGAGGGGGAGCAACUGGGCUGACAUUCCGAGGAGAAUUGUGGAUGAGGAGAUGCAGUGGGAGAUUUACAGAGAAGUGGCGGCCGACGCGGGAGGAGGUCGGCAGUACGUGUCAGCGCUGCGUGUGGUGAGUGUUUGGGUGCAAGCAAGACUAGGGGUGGUGCGCUGGGCGACUCACGCCCUGUACUUGCUGCGUGUUGGCUAUGCACUCUCAUUCUGUGUAUGCUGUGUCGCCGGUGGUUGUGUGCGGCAGGCCGUGGAAGAGAUGGAGCCAGUGCUAACGAAGAAGUUCAGGGUCAUGCGCCUCGGAGGCACCGCGGACAAGGUGUUUGCCGAGUACGCAGCGGUAUUUGGGGAUCAGAUGGCGGGCCUACCAGGUCAGCUGCGGGAGAUGCAGUUGAACCCUGGCAGUGUGCAGACACACACAGCAGUGGCCAUACCACGUACGCAGGGUGGGGUGCUUGUGGCGAAGGGGACGUUCGUCAAGGCGUCCCCGCGAGAGAACCUGUUCUCAGAUGUGGCACUCCUGGCUCCUGAAGGCGGGGAUUGGUUUGCUAGAUGCCUAUGUAUUUUCAAGGCGUUGAACGCGGAGGGCAAGUGGACUGGGUGUGCCUACGUGAGUAUGAGCUCGGUGAAGCCCCCGUUGAAGGACAUCGUACAGAAGCUGAAAGUGCUCCCCGACGAUGUGUUUCUGUUUGUGGAGAUACCUUUUAUACCCAGCCGGUUGCCGAAGACCAAGAUACCGGGGAGGAACGGAACCCCGUGCGACCGGAUCAUAAGUGUCGGCUUCUUGUACAAUGCGACGGGGACCUGCACCACGGUGCCCCUUGUGGUGUUGCGCCAUGACGAGCGCCCCGAACCUAGGCGCAGCGGGGAUCCUGCACCGGCGGUGAUUGUGCGCUACACGAAGAGUGGGCGCCUCACACCCGAGGUGUUUACCGAGUUUUUUCAGACGGUUGAUGGGGUGCAACUUAGUCGUGGAAGGAAGACGGUUGUGUUCACCUACAACACGGCGCACCGCAUUACCGCGAAUGACGCGGAGACCACGGUGGAGCAUGGGCUGACUAUGGUGCAUUUCACGCACACACGCUUUGUGGACCUGACAGACGUUGUGCACUGGUCCAGUAUGCCGUUUUUGCACGGCGUGGUGGACGCUUUCAAGGCUGAGUAUCGUGUGAUACUGAUGAGACGCGCGGUGCGGUCCAAUCUGUUCCACGAGGAUUUCGAGGCGCCGAUUUCCCUGGUGAAUUACGGUGUUAUGCUGCUGUGGGUGGGCUUGGCAUGGAAGGCGCUGACGGCGGCAACGAUGCAAAGGAGCUGGUGGAGGGCGGGAUGCGUCCCGGAGUCAUGGUGGGAGCUGAUGUGGCACCUGCACGGCAUGUACUCGGCCGGCAUGUACGAUCCCCUGGUCUCUACCACGGCGGACCUCCUGGUGCUGCUACGUGAGUUCCGUGUGCGGCCGGCUAUUUAUAUGCCGGUGUCCGAUUACGUGACAUGCGAUGAGUGGUUAAUGGAGAAGGCUGGUGUGAAGUUGGUGACGCCAACGACGCCGACGUCUUCAGGGGACGAGGGCGAGAUGUGCCUGCCGGAUGGGCCUCUGAUGCGUGACGAACGAAGCCGACGACGUGCCAUCCGCAAUGUGACGAACGCGUACGUGUGUCACGCGGAGGCGCUGGGGAUUGCUCCUGCGGAGGUGGCGACUGUCGUUGGCGCCUCUGAUGGAGAGGUGGUUAGCCGCCUAAGCCGCACACCGAAGAAGCGAGCUCGCAGUUCGGGGUCGUCGGACAGUGGGUCCGUGUAG
This is a messenger RNA of Closterium sp. Yama58-4, 2316 nucleotides long. The record is from the annotation of a GenBank genome assembly. Lineage: Eukaryota; Viridiplantae; Streptophyta; Zygnematophyceae; Desmidiales; Closteriaceae.